Neoarius graeffei (lesser salmon catfish) is the source of this 1392-nucleotide messenger RNA. It is a transcript of the gene dera, whose product is annotated as deoxyribose-phosphate aldolase (putative). The transcript has 9 exons. Gene Ontology annotation, cellular component: cytoplasm. Bases 121 to 1077 code for a protein of 318 amino acids. NCBI's taxonomy places the organism in Eukaryota, Metazoa, Chordata, Actinopteri, Siluriformes, Ariidae. Gene Ontology annotation, molecular function: deoxyribose-phosphate aldolase activity. Gene Ontology annotation, biological process: carbohydrate catabolic process; deoxyribonucleotide catabolic process. The record is from RefSeq and is a predicted model, not a curated record.
GAUGACGCGAAAACCAGGAAGUAGUUUGGUGUGAGCUGCAGCGUGCAGAGUUCUUAUUAAAUUAAUUUAAAUACUACUAUUACUAAUAAAUAAAUCAUAUUGGUUUUAUCGUUGUAAAUUAUGUCCGACAGAAACCCUGGAAUGGAUCUUGAUCUGGAGUGGGUGUCAAAGGUCAGAGUGAACACUCAGGCUGUGCUGAAAAGGGCCCAACAAGUUCAGGGCCGCAAGGUCGCCAAGAAGCAGUGGCAGGCAGCCUGGCUCCUGAAGGCUGUGACGUGCAUUGACCUGACGACACUCUCUGGUGAUGAUACACCGUCUAACGUCCACCGACUGUGCACAAAGGCUGUGCAGCCCAUCCGCUACGACCUGCUGCAGAACAUGGACAUGCAUGAUAAAGGUAUUACAACAGCUGCAGUGUGUGUUUAUCCAUCUCGUGUAGCUGAUGCAGUAAAAUCUUUAAAAGCAGCCAACUCCAGCAUACCUGUUGCUUCUGUGGCUACUGGGUUCCCUGCUGGUCAGACUCCACUAAAGACACGUCUGGAGGAGGUGCGUAUGGCUGUAGAAGACGGAGCAACUGAAAUCGAUAUUGUCAUUAAUCGAACGUUGGCUCUGACUGGACAGUGGGCAGAUUUAUAUGAUGAGAUCCAGCAGUUCCGCCAGGCAUGUGGCGAUGCCCACAUGAAGACCAUCCUGGCAGUAGGAGAGCUCGGCACAUUCACCAACGUCUACAAAGCCAGUCUUGUAGCAAUGAUGGCAGGAUCUGACUUCAUCAAAACGUCUACUGGCAAAGAGUCUGUUAAUGCCACCUACCCAGUCGCCAUAGUAAUGGUCCGGGCCAUUCGAGAUUACUACUUGAAGACGGGUCAGAAGGUUGGGUUUAAGCCAGCGGGGGGUAUUCGCACAGCGCAGGAUGCCCUGGUGUGGCUGGUACUGAUGAAGGAGGAGUUGGGUGACCAAUGGCUCACUCCUCACCUCUUCCGCCUGGGAGCCAGCAGUCUGCUUGGAGACAUUGAACGUCAGAUUUAUCACUACGUAACCGGACGCUAUCCAGCCUAUCACGAGCUACCUAUGGCUUGAUUUCCUGAGAUCCUGUUUGUGACUGACUAAACUCAGGACCUGUUCCAAAUCAGCCAAUCACACCAUAAGCCAAAACCUCCACUGAAGUCUUCAGGGAAAUAAUGUUACUCGCUGACAAACGUGUACUUUACAGAUCUGAAGAUAAUACUGAGGGCAGGGCCUCCCAUUGCCCUUGCCUUGAUUUUGUAAAUGACUCAUUUCAUUCAAGAGUCCUUUCAUACUGAUGAGAAAAACUGUAUUUGAAGGGUAGUGUGUAAAGUUUAUCUAAAGAAUUAAGGAAAAAAUAAUUUAAUAAAAGCCAAAAUGUUCUAUUCA